GAGGUAAGGCAGUAUUUUUAGAAACAUCCACAACGGGCAGGAGCGGAUUGCCGCUCGCUGCCUCUUGAUUGCCUCACUGGAACAGGAGGAAAACGUAGCGAGGAUGCAGACUGUGCCUGUCAUUUGGCUUUGGGAACACAACUCGCCAUGGGACGACCUCAAAGAUAUCUCUCCAAAAUGGGUCUCUUACUUGGGUGAUGUGUCUGCUGCCCUGACUGUCUUCAUACGCAGAGGAUUUAUUUUCCUUUUGGAAAUAUUUUAAGUUGAAGUCUUGUUCCUUACUGGAAAUUAUCGUUGCUAAAGACUAUAUACAAGAUGGGUGAUAUGGCAAACAACUCGGUUGCGUAUAGUGGUGUAAAAAAUGCUGUCAAAGAAGCUAAUCAUGGAGAAUUUGGAGUCACUCUUGCAGAGCUCCGUUCUCUUAUGGAGCUUCGAGCUACAGAUGCACUGCAUAAAAUACAGGAAUGCUAUGGAGAUGUGCAGGGCAUCUGUACAAAAUUGAAAACUUCACCAAAUGAAGGUUUAAGUGGAAAUCCAGCAGAUAUAGAAAGGAGAGAAGCAGUUUUUGGGAAGAACUUUAUACCUCCUAAAAAGCCAAAAACAUUUCUUCAGUUAGUAUGGGAAGCGCUACAAGAUGUUACACUAAUUAUAUUAGAAAUUGCAGCCGUAGUGUCCUUGGGCCUUUCUUUUUACCAGCCUCCAGGAGGAAAUGAAGCAUUAUGUGGAUCAGUAAAUGUUGGUGAAGAGGAGGAGGAAUCUGAAGCAGGUUGGAUUGAAGGAGCAGCAAUCCUCCUGUCUGUAGUUUGUGUUGUAUUAGUAACAGCUUUCAAUGACUGGAGUAAAGAAAAACAAUUUCGAGGACUGCAGAGCCGUAUUGAACAGGAACAGAAGUUCACAGUCAUCAGAGGUGGCCAAGUCAUCCAAAUACCAGUUGCUGACAUAAUUGUUGGAGAUAUUGCACAAGUGAAAUAUGGCGAUCUUUUACCGGCUGAUGGCAUACUCAUUCAAGGAAAUGACCUCAAAAUUGAUGAAAGUUCACUAACUGGUGAAUCUGACCACGUUAAGAAGUCUUUGGACAGAGAUCCUAUGCUGCUUUCAGGUACUCAUGUGAUGGAAGGCUCUGGAAGAAUGGUAGUUACUGCUGUAGGUGUGAACUCUCAGACUGGAAUCAUCUUUACCUUGCUUGGGGCUGGAGGAGAUGAAGAGGAGAAGGAGAAAGAGAAGAAGGACAAGAAAAGCAAAAAGCAAGAUGGAGCUGUUGAGAACCGUAACAAAGCUAAAGCUCAAGAUGGUGCAGCUAUGGAAAUGCAGCCAUUGAAGAGUGAGGAUGGCGUGGAUGGAGAUGAAAAAGACAAGAAGAGAUCAAAUUUGCCAAAGAAAGAAAAAUCUGUUCUCCAAGGCAAACUUACGAAGCUUGCAGUUCAGAUUGGCAAAGCAGGUUUGUUGAUGUCUGCAAUCACAGUCAUUAUCCUUGUGUUGUAUUUUGUAAUUGAUACCUUCUGGGUCCAGAAGCGACCCUGGCUUGCUGAAUGUACACCAAUUUAUAUUCAGUACUUUGUGAAGUUCUUCAUUAUUGGAGUUACAGUCUUGGUGGUGGCAGUACCAGAAGGUCUUCCACUUGCAGUCACUAUAUCAUUGGCUUAUUCUGUUAAGAAAAUGAUGAGAGAUAAUAACUUAGUGAGACAUCUGGAUGCAUGUGAAACAAUGGGUAAUGCAACAGCUAUUUGCUCAGAUAAAACGGGAACAUUGACUAUGAACAGGAUGACAGUGGUCCAAGCUUACAUCAGUGAAAAACAUUACAAAAAAAUUCCAGCACCAGAAGCUAUUCCAGAGAAUAUAAUGGCUUACCUUGUCACGGGAAUUUCUGUUAAUUGUGCUUAUACUUCCAAAAUACUGCCUCCUGAAAAAGAAGGUGGUCUACCACGUCAUGUUGGAAACAAAACUGAAUGUGCCUUGCUGGGUUUUCUUUUGGAUCUAAAACGUGAUUAUCAGGAUGUACGAAAUGAGAUACCAGAAGAGAAGUUGCACAAAGUGUACACCUUCAAUUCUGUUAGAAAAUCCAUGAGUACUGUGUUAAAAAACUCUGAUGGCAGUUUCCGAAUAUUCAGUAAAGGUGCCUCUGAGAUAGUUCUUAAAAAGUGCUUCAAAAUACUGAGUGCUGAUGGAGAACCAAAGGUAUUCAGACCUAGGGACCGUGAUGAUAUUGUAAAAACUGUAAUUGAGCCAAUGGCUUCUGAAGGACUCAGAACCAUUUGUUUGGCAUUUAGAGACUUUCCAGCAGGGGAACCAGAGCCAGAAUGGGACAAUGAAAAUGACAUUGUUACUGGUCUGACGUGCAUUGCUGUUGUUGGGAUUGAAGAUCCUGUGAGACCUGAGGUACCUGAUGCAAUAAAAAAAUGUCAACGUGCAGGCAUAACUGUACGUAUGGUCACUGGUGAUAACAUUAAUACUGCUCGUGCUAUUGCAUUAAAAUGUGGUAUUCUGAAUCCUGGUGAAGACUUUCUUUGUUUAGAGGGCAAAGACUUUAAUAGGAGAAUACGCAAUGAAAAAGGAGAGAUAGAGCAAGAGCGAAUAGACAAAAUUUGGCCAAAGCUACGUGUUCUUGCAAGAUCAUCUCCUACUGACAAACACACUCUAGUAAAAGGCAUAAUUGACAGCACUAUCUUUGAUCAGAGGCAAGUUGUAGCAGUAACUGGCGAUGGUACCAAUGAUGGUCCUGCGCUGAAGAAAGCAGAUGUUGGAUUUGCUAUGGGAAUUGCUGGAACAGAUGUAGCUAAAGAAGCUUCUGAUAUUAUCCUUACGGAUGACAACUUCACGAGUAUUGUUAAAGCAGUUAUGUGGGGACGAAACGUGUACGACAGCAUUUCGAAGUUUCUUCAGUUCCAGCUUACUGUCAAUGUAGUAGCAGUAAUUGUUGCUUUUACAGGAGCAUGCAUAACACAGGAUUCUCCACUUAAAGCUGUGCAGAUGCUGUGGGUAAAUCUGAUAAUGGACACAUUAGCUUCUCUUGCCUUGGCGACAGAACCACCCACUGAAGCUCUUCUAUUGCGAAAGCCUUAUGGUAGAAACAAACCUUUGAUUUCUCGUACAAUGAUGAAGAAUAUUUUGGGUCAUGCAUUCUAUCAACUCGUAGUGGUCUUUACACUCCUGUUUGCUGGUGAGAAAAUUUUUGAUAUUGAUAGUGGAAGAAAUGCACCUCUGCAUGCCCCUCCUUCAGAGCAUUAUACUAUUGUCUUUAAUACGUUUGUAAUGAUGCAGCUUUUUAAUGAAAUUAAUGCCCGGAAAAUUCAUGGUGAAAGAAAUGUUUUUGAAGGAAUCUUUAACAACGCUAUCUUCUGUAGUAUUGUUCUGGGAACGUUUGUUGUGCAGAUAAUUAUUGUGCAGUUUGGUGGAAAACCUUUUAGUUGCUCAAAACUCUCAAUUGAACAGUGGCUGUGGUCUGUUUUCCUGGGCAUGGGAACACUACUCUGGGGCCAGUUGAUUUCAACAAUUCCAACCAGCCGCCUGAAAUUCCUUAAGGAAGCUGGUCAUGGAACACAAAAAGAAGAGAUUCCUGAAGAAGAGCUAGCAGAAGACGUGGAGGAGAUUGAUCAUGCUGAGAGAGAAUUACGUCGUGGUCAGAUCUUGUGGUUUAGGGGCCUAAACAGAAUACAAACUCAGAUACGAGUGGUGAAUGCAUUUCGUAGUUCUUUGUAUGAGGGGCUAGAGAAACCUGAGACACGAAGUUCAAUUCACAAUUUUAUGACGCAUCCUGAGUUUAGAAUAGAAGACUCCGAGCCUCAUAUUCCCCUUAUUGACGAUACUGAUGCUGAAGAUGAUGCUCCAACAAAACGCAACUCUACUCCCCCACCCUCUCCCAAUAAAAAUAACAAUGCGGUUGACAGUGGAAUUCACCUUACAACAGACAUGAACAAGUCUGCUACCUCUUCAUCCCCAGGGAGCCCGCUACAUAGUUUGGAAACAUCACUCUGAUUGUAAGCUGAAUGUUAACACACUAGCUGCAUUGUAAAGAAAUUGAAACUGGGUCUCUUCACACUUUAUGAUGGACAAGAUGAGAUUCUUGUCUUGGACUUCAACAGAAGACACACUUGUACGAAUGUAGAUUUAUUUUUUUAAAAAAAGCUUUCUGCCAGACUGGAGGGUGCUUUUCUGGGGGUGGGAGUAAUAAUGAACUCUGACAGAUGAACAGUAACUCGGCAUAAGUGACCUGUGGAUCAUCUGUUGUACUUAAGAAUGGUCCUGAACAGUGUGUUAGCAGAGCUUUAGUUUAUCAUGAUCUUUUUUUGAGGGGAAGGCUGGGAAGGGCAAGGAGGCCCUGGAUCAUUGAAUUGAUACUUUAAUUUCUGCUGUUGGCUGUUAAUAAUUUGGAUUAUUUAUGUUUAUAAAUGAUACAGAUCUGUUUACAAGGUUUGUAGAUACUUUUUUGUUCCUGUUCAUAGAUGGGAAGCUUCCUUAUAAAUGAUGCAGAGAAAAAUAAUAAAAAAAAAAAAACUAGUCCUUCAAAUACUGCUGUAUUUUCAGGAAAAGGGUGUUUCUAUUGAAACUGUACUAAAUUUUGCCUGCAAUUUACCUUGUUAAAUAUUGUAGAUACAUUGCUGAUACUAAUAGCCAAAUAGAUAACACUAAUGCUUUGUAAAAACAUGAGCAGUGGUGUUCUAAUGAAGUUAUGGCCUCUGUCCUGAUUAGUUUCUUAAAUACAUUUACUACUUAAUGGUUUUGAAACAACUGUUUAAUUUUUAAAAAUUUUGAGAAACUUACUGAAUAACUUUUGUUCAGAACUUAGUAGGAUUGUUUAAUGCAGGACAUCAAUAUGUGAUGGAACUUGCUUGAAAUAUUUCUGUUAUCUCGGGCAAAAUGGAUUAAAUCAAAAUACAUCAGAAUCUUAGUCCUUUGUUUUUGUCUAAACAUGUUAGUUUAGUGCUGUCUUGGUGAACUGUGAGUGGAACUGUGAUUUUUUUCUAAUCUAUAAAAUCCUUCAUGCAGCAUGAGGGCUGUUGGCAUUUUGAAAGGUUGUUAGUGGGUAGCAUACAUGUUCUCCUUUUUGUUUUUGAAACUUGUUUGUAAACAUGAAUAAACCUGCCCUUUUGUUAAAAUAAAA
Numida meleagris (helmeted guineafowl) is the source of this 5098-nucleotide messenger RNA. RefSeq names its product ATPase plasma membrane Ca2+ transporting 1 (gene ATP2B1). NCBI's taxonomy places the organism in Eukaryota, Metazoa, Chordata, Aves, Galliformes, Numididae. Gene Ontology annotation, biological process: calcium ion transmembrane transport; regulation of cytosolic calcium ion concentration. Gene Ontology annotation, molecular function: ATP hydrolysis activity; P-type calcium transporter activity; PDZ domain binding. Gene Ontology annotation, cellular component: intracellular membrane-bounded organelle; membrane. The transcript has 21 exons. The record is from RefSeq and is a predicted model, not a curated record. Bases 316 to 3972 code for a protein of 1218 amino acids.